This is a messenger RNA of Alternaria novae-zelandiae, 2616 nucleotides long. RefSeq lists its product as uncharacterized. The coding region runs from base 1 to 2616 and encodes 871 amino acids. Lineage: Eukaryota; Fungi; Ascomycota; Dothideomycetes; Pleosporales; Pleosporaceae. The record is from RefSeq and is a predicted model, not a curated record. The transcript is spliced from 3 exons. Gene Ontology annotation, biological process: eisosome assembly.
AUGGCGACGACAGCCCUUACCACGGACGCGCCCCCCGCGUCUGACAGCAGACCCUUGAAGCAAUCGGAACAGGCGGCUCCACCGCGAUCCUCCGCCGAGACGAACAUGCGUUGCCCUGACCCAUCCGCGCAUCAGCAUCCAAAGACCAGCGCAUUGCAAAACCAGGCGUCGGCAGCGGCGCUUUACUCGCACAACCACGGUAGCCCUGCCAAAGCAAACGUGUCGAAGCCCAUCAAUCCGCUCGGAGCAGACGGAAAGCUCUCGUCGGCCAGCGCUGCGACGAGCCUCAAAUACGCAAAAGUCCAAGACCUUCCCAGCUACCCCGUGGUGGGAAUUGAUACACAGUCCUCUGCCGGAGCCGCCGCAUUACUCGCCAACCAGAACAAGAAGAGCCCGGAGUGGUGGAAACCCGAACAAUCUUCCGCGGCAGGCAAGGCUGCGUUGCUCGCAAACGGUUACAAGAUGGCGCCCAUGUGGCAGCCAGAAGCAAGCGCAGCAGGCUCAAAGGCCGCGCUUCUCGCCCAUAGAGAUGGCGGAAAGCUGAACCUAUGGCAGCCUGAAGCUAGUGCUGAUGGUCAUUCUGCUGCUACCAUCGCUAUGCGCAAGGCAGCACCCAGCGCAGACGUGGAUUACGGAUAUACAGACCAGGGCAGGAAGAAUGCCUUUACUGCAGCCACCGACGCCCACUCGGCAUCAAGACGCAAGCGCGCUCAAUCAAACCCACCCACUGCGCCGCUGUAUCCAGACUCAAAGAACUCUGCAAGGAACGCAUUGGGCGCAGCAACGCUUGCCCACAGUGCAUCGACCCGGGCCAAACCUCAAGCAACUCCUGUUGACUCCAGUCGCGGCGGCUAUGGUGCUAUGGAAGCCGCACGUAUCCAGCAUGCGAAGAGCAUCUCGCGCGACAUGUACACGAGCGCUCCACCAGUUGCACUAGAGACGGAAGAGAAGAAGCAUAACGAUGCCCUUCGAGCUUCCGCCAUUUCCAUGGCCAAGAAGAUUUACGAUGUGCAGCAGCAACACAUUGAUGGCGCAUCAGGCCAGUCCAUUGCCCGUACAGGAGCGACGGCAGCCCAUAGUCAACAGCCUGCAACCGGCGAGGCCGACAUCAAGCAGCAAGCUAUGCGCUAUAUUGGGAUCCAGGAGGCUGCGCAGAAGCUCGCACAAGAAAGACUAUCCAAGAUAGGAUACGACGAGAACGCCGCUUACCGAAGCUAUUACGGCUAUGAUCAGCCGACACGCUCGAAGCUCUCUAUGCGGCGUGGACGCAACCGCGCGCACAGCGCUUCCGAGACAGCUCCGGCGCAAGAUUCGGAUUCUGACGAAGACGACUUCCGCUCAAGACGAAUUCGCACGCAGAUGGACCAAUUCAACAAACAGCUGGCUGAUGUCGAUGCAAAGAAACGCGAGAACGACCGCAAGUCCUUGCUUGCUGCAGCACAGCGCAAGGUACAAGCUCAAAUGCAGGGCAUGGAUAAGCAGAUCUAUGAUAAGACUGGCAAGAUGUCAUCCGCAAUGGUGGACGAUUGGGAUGAGAAGGCGCGACAGCGAGCCCUAGCCAACUCUGAAACCCGUAUGGAAAAUCACGGAAGAGUACACAUCGGUAACGGUAAAUGGAUGGACCAAGGAGACAUUGAUGCUAUUGCCCAAGCGAGGAUUCAGCCUACAUUGGACGAGAUCACCGAGAAGACGGAUAAGCGCCGUGCCGAGGACGAGAGACGACGUGCUGAGGAGGAAGAGCGCCGACUUGACCAGGAGCAAGAGAAGCGCCGCAUCCGAACGGAGAAAGAGCGUGCCGCCGAGAUCAAGGCAGAGGAGAAGCAGGGCAGGGACGAAGAGAAGAGGGCUGCCAAAGCGCGGGCUGCCGAAGAGAAACUAGCAGCGAAACAGGCAAAGGAAGCUGAGAAGACCAAGACUGCAGGAGAACAACGCAAAUCAAAAGAGAUCACCACGGCUGAACCUGCAGUGGUGGCCAAUGAAACUCCACGCGAUAACGAGGAUCUGUACGAAGAGGCAGAGCUCACAGAAGCUCACCCCAUACCGGAGCACGAUUCGGCCGAUCCAACCUCGCCGACGUCCCAAGGAUCCUCCAAGGGUUUCAAGUCACUCUUGAGCAAACUGAAGAGGCGUUCCAAGCAUGCUCCUGCGGCAGAGACCGAAGGUACUACCAAAGAACAAGAGCCUGGCUUCAUCGGUGGCGCGACUCUCCGAAACUCCGUCUCACAACCCCAGUCUCAAUCUCUCUCUUCAAAGAGCGCUAGCGAACCGGCUCGUGAAUCGAUAGACAGCCGCAUAUCUGGUGAGGCCGAUCGCCCAAAGGACUUGGGUCAUGUUGAGCCUUCGUAUGUUCCUCACGUUGGUGUCGUCAAGGAAGAACGCUAUUCAGACGUCUCAUCUCUGUCUGGCGAUGAAGAUGAAUUCAGCUUGGCACGUGGGAGGUCUGCAGAACGUGUUGUAAGCGGGGCCACAGCGACAUCUGCUGGCGAGAGCUUCGAGGAAGCGCGUGACCAUUUCGAUGAAGCCCUGGCACCACCCCCAGCAUUUGGCUCGGAUGCAGAGAAGGCCAGGAAGGGAAGUCCAAAUCGAGAGUCAAAGUUCCAGGAAGUGGGAUUGUAG